UUUAGAUACGAAGCUAUGGAUUUUGAUUUGUCUGAACCAGUGAGAAAAAAAUCUAAAAAAGAAUAUGAAAGUGAUCUGAGACCAAUAGUCAUUGAUAGGGUUGGCUAUUUAAUUGGAGAUGAAUUCGCUAGAUUUGGACGCCAUCUCAAUUUACGUAAUGAAGAUAUUAAUAACAUUGACUAUAAUAACAGAACAGCGGAAGCAAAAGCGGUAGCUGUUUUAAAUCAGUGGACUCAACUAAAUGGGCUCCAACGUUGGAUACAGUUGAAAGAAAAGUUAAUUUCAUUUAAACGUGUAGAUAUAGUUCAAAUAGUUGAGCAAGAGUUUAGAAUAGAGACAUUGAAUUCACCAGAAACUGCUGACAAGAAAGAUCAACGAUCACAAAAAGGCUUAUCUAAAUGUGUUAAUGGGGGAACUAUUGGGAAAUAUUCUUCCCAAUCAGGCAGGCAAUUGUAGACAGACGUGGUAAUCAUGUCAUACAUUGCCAGGUCAAGUAGUCCAUUUACUCUAGUCGAUGAACCAUGCUUCAAAGAAAUGGUGGAACAUUUAAAUCCAAAAGUAAUUGUGAAACAUUCCUCGACUUUUUCAAGGUACAAGCUGCCAUUGCUUUAUGAAAGCGUUAUGGAUACUGUGCAAAACCUAAUUGAAAAAGAAGUUUCCACUUGUCAACAGGUGGCUAUCACCACUGAUGGUUGGACCUCUAGGUCACAGGAUCCAUACAUGACUCUUACGCUUCACUAUAUCAAUAGUCAGUUUGAACUGAAAAAAUAUGUUCUCAACUUUGACAAUUUCGUGGGAAGACACACUGGUUACUACAUUAGCAAAGCUCUGGAAGAAAUGAUCCAAAAAUAUCCGGUAUUGGACGCCGUGCCCAAGAAAGUCAUUGUCCACAAUGCGGCGGCAAACAUGAAACAUGCUGUGUCAAUCAUGAACAAAACAAAAUAUGAAUCACUGUUGUGUGCAGACCACCUACUAAACACUAGCCUACUACAUGCUACCAAUGAAGUGCAAGAAGUCAAAGAAUGCAUAGAUAUUGCCACACAACUAUCUAGCUAAGUCCACAGAUCCACCUUAGCUUGUCAACUUAUUGAAAAAGAGUGUAUGUUGCUCCGUGUAAACUAUGUUAAAAUCAUUGCUCCGGUAAAAACCAGGUGGAAUUCUAACUGUUUUAUGCUGGAGUCAAUCCUUAAACUUAAAGAUGUGUUGAUUUCUCUUAGAGAAAAAGAUGCACUAAAUAACAACCCACUACAGAACGUUAUUCCAAGUGACAACCAAUUUUCACUGAUGGCUUCACUGAUGCCAGUCUUAAAAAAAAUGAAGAUUAUGUCAGAUUGCAUGUCCAAGGACACUGAACCAGUGCUUCAUCAUAUGCUAACUAUGCUUUAUAAAACUGACAAUUUUCUUCAUGACCACAUUGAUAUGGAAAACAGAGAAAUAGUUAAUGCUUUUUGUAAAAAACUAAGUUAGCAUUUACACCUAGCCACGCGAUUCAAUGAACAUGGAAGAUACAACCAACACUAUGCCUUGGGAAACCUUCUUCAUCCGUACUUUAGAGGAUAUAUGCUUAGACAUUACGGUAUCUUCGAAGAGUUCACCAGAAAAGUCAUCAACGAUCAUCCAUCGUCGGACGCUGUUUCGAUCAGUAAAAAAAAUAAUCAUAAAGCUACACAAGUUAAAAUGCCAGUUGGUGUGGAUGAGUGCGUUGAUUUACAAAAUAUAGAGAUUGAACAGGGUAAUAAUAACCACACCAUUAGUCAAAAUGUACCGGAAAUUGAAAGGGAGUUUGAAUCUUUCCACGCUAUGCCUCGUGUUGAAGAAAAGCAUAAAGUUGAUGUGCUGAAAUGGUGGAAGAAACAUGCCUCUACUUUGCCAUUGUUAGCACAAUUGGCAAGAAAUUUGCUCUGCAUUCCAGCUGCAUCAAGCUGUAGUGAGAGAGUGUUCAGCGCCAGCGGUGGAAUUAUAAAUGAUAAAAGACACAGUCUUUCCACUCAGACAGCAAAGCAAUUGACUUUGAUUAAAGUCAAUUAUGAUCUUGUCUGUCCUCACAUGACCUUGAAAAUUAUAAGCGACGCUGAAGAAGCCCUGGACCCCCCAGCAUUAACUCCAGUUAGAACACCUUCCAAAAAUCCUAUUCCUAAAGCAGUUUUUUCAAAUAACCAAAAAAGGUUAUUGUUCAAAACAAAAAACGUUUCAACAACGCCAUUAUGUUCUUCUUCUUAACCAUCAACACCAACAUCUUCAGGAAUCAAAAGAAAAACAAUGGAAAUUCCAGAAGAAUCCGAAACAACAUCAUCCGAAAAAACAUCCGAAAGUGACACUCAACAAGUAUUAAAAUAAAAAUGUUUUACUUUUUAUUGUGAAAUUUUAAAAUCGUGAAAUAUAAUUGUCUAAAUAAAAA
Messenger RNA from Hydra vulgaris (swiftwater hydra), 2398 nucleotides. The record is from RefSeq and is a predicted model, not a curated record. Lineage: Eukaryota; Metazoa; Cnidaria; Hydrozoa; Anthoathecata; Hydridae.